Bipolaris victoriae FI3 is the source of this 513-nucleotide messenger RNA. RefSeq lists its product as hypothetical. The coding region runs from base 1 to 513 and encodes 170 amino acids. The transcript has a single exon. Lineage: Eukaryota; Fungi; Ascomycota; Dothideomycetes; Pleosporales; Pleosporaceae. The record is from RefSeq and is a predicted model, not a curated record.
AUGGCCGAGAAUGACGAAGUUUCCCUGAUGAAGCUAUAUCAAGACUUGAUUAGUAGUCCACCAGGUGCUACUUGGAGUACAAAGCUUCAGAACUACUGCGAGAUCUUCUGGACUAGAGUUGAGCGCGAACCGAUCCCUCCUCCCGAUCUUGUCGACGAGUUUAUCAAGCUACUACGAAAUGAUGACAAUCUCCUCCUUGCUCGACUAGUCAUCCCGGAUCUUCGAAUAGCCAUCGAGCCCCCUGACAACCCCAUUAAACUCAAGAUCCUCGGCCACAUCGACCCGAAUCGCUCGUCAAUCCGGCUACUCGGUGCCCGUACUCAGCAGUACGACACCGAAGAACACACCCAUUUUCUUGAAGAACGGCAGCUGCUACUAGAGGCAGAGCUGUAUCGGGCGAGUCUCUUACUAUACGGCCACAGCAAUAUAAACGAAGCGCAGAAAAAGAGGCUGCAGGAGUGGCUUGCAGCCUAUCCAGCCGAGUCAACGGUUGAUCUUCCUUCGUUGAGGUAG